Molecule: messenger RNA, 1703 nt
Organism: Trichogramma pretiosum
Lineage: Eukaryota; Metazoa; Arthropoda; Insecta; Hymenoptera; Trichogrammatidae
Exons: 2
Coding region: 197-1633 (478 amino acids)
Molecular function (GO): protein binding
Source: RefSeq, a predicted model, not a curated record
UUCCCGUAUUUACAGCGUCGUCUGUUUCCGCCUGUCCGUCUUCGCGUGUUUGAUUGCUUCGACGCUUUGUAUCUGGCGCGAUUCUCGAUUGCUCGCACGUGUUUGCGCUCAACUAGGCUAAGACUGUGGUACAAACUGUUAAAUAAACGAACAUUAAAUUCACUGCCACAAGUGAUUUUCGUGACAAAGCCAAAAGAUGAGGGAAAUUUGGUCCGACGACGAGCCGGAAGAAAUGCCUAAUAUUAACCAAAGAAAAUUAUUAAAAUUGAAACGGUUACGAAAAAAGGUCAACUGGGAGGUGGGACAAGAACGACUCGACUUUCUCCGCCAACACAUUUAUCCACUGGUCAGCCAAUGGGAGGGCGAACUGCCAAAUUUCCGCGACGUUUUUUGGCCCGAAGAGAUCGACUGUCUCAUUUCGGAUUCCAUCAAGGAAGGUGACAAAAAUCAUAAUUGGAUGAGAAAUCGGUUCAUCAAUUUUAUGGUCCGGACGGGUUACAAAGACGAGCCGAAAAUCGAUUACAACGGCAAGCCGAUUGUGCGCCGAACCACGCCCCUGCAUCACCUCGCUAGAAGCGGUUACUCCAUCAAUCUGUUCAAGGAACUAUUCGAAAUAUACCACACGUUCACAGUUAACUACGUCGACGACACAGGUCUCACACACUUCCACGUGGCCUGCAUGUACGACGAUGUAGAGAUUAUCGAGCAAUUUCUGCUGAACGGACACGAUCCCAAUCGCGUCGUGCCGGAAACGGGGGAUACGCCGCUACAUUUGGCUUUGGAGUACAACAGUUGCUUGGCGGUAUAUGAAAAUCUGCUGCAUUACGGUGCCAAUCCGAAUUUGGCCAAUAAGGCCGGAUGGACACCUCUGAACAUUAUUAGCGACAACGACAUGAUGCCGAUGUUUAUCCAGUUGGAAGUGCUAUUUCGUCCGCCGUUAACGGUCAACGAGAAGGGCAAAUUGGGCCGGACCCCACUUGAAUGGGCCGUUAGGAAAGGUAUGCCGGAUGUAGUCAAUGUACUCACGGAAAAGGGUAUCGAUGUUCCGAGCUUCGUUUUUCCCGCCCGGGAAGACUUCUCUAAAUUUAUCCAGAAGUGUCGUAAAUGUUGGAAUUCGGGCAAAGUAAGACUAGCGUCUGGUCUUCUGUCCAUAGUCGAGAGCCUAGAGAGCAAGGGUUUUAGGCUGAAUCGAAGCACCUCUAUGAAGAUCAUGAAAUUAUUCGACGAGCAGGAACUGUUCGAGAAUUCGAGCAAUGUUGAAGAAUCUUGGUACAAAGAUGAAGGGUUUGCAGAAGAAGCGAAAAAAAUUAAGAUACGUUCGGAUCUGUCGCUUUACGAUCUGACCCGUUUACGACCAAAAGAGGCUUCCAAAAAACUCAAGUACAUAGACUACUACCAUUUUGUAAGCCCGAAAAAUGUUAAAAAGUUGUCCGAAACUUACAGAAAAGCUUGUUUCGAGCAUCUGGUUGAGAAACUAUCGAGACAAUUUUUCCAAGUUUGGGCAUUGAGUCCUUUGAUGGAGCUGAUUCACUUCGCGCUCUCAUUUGAGUGCUGUGAAUUGAUUGUUGAUGGGCUAAUGAACAGAGAUUUAUAUAAUAUUUGCUUGGCGGCAAAUAGUCAAAACGCGUUUUGAUACCAAGCUUAUAGGGUGUUUUCAGAUUGUCACGAAAUGGUUACUUUACCGAACAACUUAUUUGCAUGGA